GUAACCACACUAUUGCCAUAAUAAAAGGUCAUGAGUCGUACGAGUUGCUCAAAAGUUCUUGCUCAACCAUAUUUGAGCAAGUCAACAAAUUGGUCAAAGAUAAAAGCAUAGAAGUAAAUGGCAUCAGCAUUCCAGUGGAACUUUAUCUUGGAGGAGAUUAUAAGGUACAGUGUAUUACAUAAUGUAAAUAUUUCCACAAACCUGCAUAAUUAUAUGCUGCUCAGCAUGAUAUAACAUUACUAAUUAAACAAUACUGUUGAGGUAUAAUAUAUCCGAGAAAUUAAGAAAAUUAAAAUUGUUGCAUUUUUUUAAAUUUAGUUUUUGCUUCUUAUGAUGGGGAUGAAGGGUGCGACAUCUGACUAUGCAUGCAUAUGGUGCAAAGUUCAUAAGAAAGACAGGUAUGUUAAGAUUCUUUUCCUGGGGGCAUUGUAAUUGACUUGAUGCACCAGUCCUGAUUUCAGGUCAAAAAUGACCAAAACCAGCUGACUAUGAACUGGAAAAUCAUAUGUCCAAAUGAGCCUAUACUUUAGUAUUUUACUAUGUUUAAUGCCAGACGAUUUUAUGUGUCAAUGGAAGAUUACUGCUAGUGAAUGAGUAAUAAUAUUAAUACCCAAGUUUAUUAACUCUAUUUUGUAAUUUUUCAUAGACUCAGACAACUGUUUUCGUUUUUCAAGUAGUUCUACUAUUACCAAAAUGGCAAAACCGCGAUUCUUUGUCUCACAUGAAAAAAAUGUGUCAUGUUUUUGCAUCAAAACAUUCAUGAAUGGAAUCGGCAUUGUGGGAGUAGAAACAUUUGAUUGGUCAAGGCAACAGGUAUGCAGUUGCAUUCCUAAAUGUUUUGACACGAAAACAUGACAUGUUUUUCAAGGUAGACGAAGGAUCCACAGUUUUCGUAAUAAUAUGUUUACCACAAUAAUAUUAAUUUUUGUGGGCAGAAACUAGAAUGGCAAUUUUUCUUUUAGCAACUAUUCUUGUAUCCAAUUUCCCCUGAUGGCGGGUGGUCCCGAAAUAUAAAUUAUACCUAUCUCUUUGUCUUCUCAGUCCUAAUAUAUAAAAACCAUUUACCUGAUUGAGAGUGUGAUUGGGUGUGUGAUUGGGUGUGUGGCUACUGUUAGGGGAGGUUAUUGUCUAACUUUUUAAACUUUUAGAUGUGAUGUAUCAAAACACCAAGAUUUUUAUUGGGAAAAUUUGACACGAAGUAUUGAAGAUAUCUUUCAAUGUGCAUUAAAGAGAAAUUAUUCUUGUGAAUACAAGCCUCUUUUGAAUAUUCCUCUAUGCAAUGUGGUUUUGGAUGAGCUGCAUUUGAUGUUGCGUGUUACAGGUAAGAUCUCUGGUCUCUUGAAAAUGUCUUUUAUGCAAGGCAUGCGCUCUAUUGUGUAUGCAAUGAUAAAAUAACAAAUUUGAAGCAAACGAUUCCACAUUCAUGUGGGAUGCAAGUUGCCUGCCUACCUCCGAGGCUUUUAACUUUAUUAUUGGCUGUAGCAUGUUUGCCAACCUUGUAUAAAUGGAUACUAUACAUCAGACAGCAUAUGCAUGAAGGCAUUUUGUAGUAAGACAUUAAUUGUGUACACUAAAAACUUUAGGGAAAUAGCUUUAUACCAAUAUAAACAUAAAUUAAUUUGAAUAUUAUUUUAAUUUUGUAUAUAUUAUUUACUAUUACUCUUAUAGACAAGCUGACCAAGAAUCUGGUCAUAAAUGCCAUAGAGAAUGACAGGAGGGAAAAUUUGAAUAAAAGACCAAUGGACAGGUCCAACAAGAAUUUAGAUGCACUCAUUAAGUGCAUUAGAAGUUGUGGGAUAUCUUUUAAUGUCUGGGAGAAAGCUGAAGAAGAUUGCAGAGGUGGCCUGUAUGACUUUACAAGCCUGAUGGGUUCAGACAAGCGACUGCUCCUCAAGACUUUGCCAAGCAAGCUGGCGACCAUACUUCCAGAUAAUACAAGUGGGACAAUUGUUAGACUCUGGCAGGUAUUAAUUGGGACAUUGGCAUUAUUUUGGGGUCGACCAUGUACAUUUGUUUGUAUGAUUUAUUUGCUCUGUUAUAUUUUCUAGGAAUUUAAUGAAAUGUAUGAAAUGAUGGGUGUUCCAACUCCAACAGAUGAACAAAUAUGUAAAUACUUUGACAAGGUAUGUUCUGCUUUACCCUAUUAGCUAGCAGUACUCUCUCCACUAACAAGUAAAAUUGUCAGGUCACUCCAGUGUAGAACAGAGUAAAACACUAAAGUGCAGGAGAGCAUUUGGGUGUAUUGCUAGUUAGACACUGGCCGUACUCUUCCACCGAUGAGUAAAAUUGUCUGAUAGCCGAGUAAAAUACUAAAUUAGGUGCAUUCAACUGUAUUGGCUGUUAAUCAGACUCAUAGUUACAAAAUAUAAUUUAUUCAAUAAAGGUACAAUUCAGUUUGUUUAUCAUUUUAGGCUGUGAAUUGGGUUAAUUUGUUCCUGUCCAUGAAUGGAAAGAACUUGGGGUACGAGCCUGCAAGGAUCACCCCCUAUAUGCAUGCCAUGGUUUACCAUGUUCCCCGGUUCAUGCAAAAGCAUGAGGGGAUAAAGAAGUUUACUGGUCAAGGUACAUCAUUAAUUAAUUAAAUUAAUGAAACAAUAUUUGGAGCACUGUGUAUAUUAUGCAUAAACUUAAUUAUUUGAAAAUGCUUUUUAAAUUUGCUACUAGGCGUGGAAAAACUCAAUGAUGAUUGCAGGCGAGUCCACCUGCAAAGGUCGAAUAAAUGGGAUGCACCAAAAGAUGUCCUUCUUGUUGGCAAACGGGUCGAGCAUUUGUCUGACUGUGAACGACUAACACGGCCCUACCAGAAACGAAACACUGAUUACUGGGAUAACACAAUAAAGGAUAGCCGUUCAAAGCGACCCCGUGUAUCCACACAAAUUAAUGAAGAACCUGAAGUUGACCUAGAGUCAUUGACAGCCAGCCAAAUGAAACAAAAACUUAAAGAAUUAGGAAUUUUGACAAAACUCCGGAGGUUACAGAAAUUGAAGGAACUCCUUAGAGAAAGCUUACAAAAUAAGGAGAACCAACCAAACAAUAUUUAA
Molecule: messenger RNA, 3041 nt
Organism: Paramuricea clavata
Lineage: Eukaryota; Metazoa; Cnidaria; Anthozoa; Malacalcyonacea; Plexauridae
Source: the annotation of a GenBank genome assembly